Molecule: messenger RNA, 2263 nt
Organism: Drosophila virilis
Lineage: Eukaryota; Metazoa; Arthropoda; Insecta; Diptera; Drosophilidae
Product: cilia- and flagella-associated protein 184
Source: RefSeq, a predicted model, not a curated record
AAUACUCUAAAAAAACAACACACAUCUAUACAGCAAAUACAAAACUACAAAACUUUUCAUAACACGAAGAUUAUUUUAAUAAAUCAAAUUCAGAGCUUUGAACAGAAAUGGAAGAAGCCGCAGAAACCGCAGCUGAAGUACUUUCUACAGAGGGGGUUGUCGAUCCGGCUGAGAAUAUUAAAAUAGAUUUAAUCGAUACUCCUAUUAUUGAAAUAGAAGAUCUCCAAUCUGAAGCACCGCCUACAGAUGAUGAAGCCCCGAAAUCACUCGAUGAGCAGACCAUGGAGGCCGGUGCCGAAGGUGACACGGAACUCAGUGUGGAACCUCUUACCAAAUUGGAGCAAGAGAAAAAGAGGAAACGCGAGGAGAGGCGCCUAGCGAACGAACGAUUGAGAAGGCAUUACAAAGAACCUGACGAAGCUGAAAAACCUGCGAAGCUUGCAGAAUAUGAGUCUGAAGAGCCUAAAGAGACUAGCCGAGUUCACAGAUCCACGAGUAGAAUAUACAUUACAGAACGAACAUCUGCCGAAAUAGAGGAAGAUACCGAAAUUCUAAAAACCGCAUUACUAUCUGAGGAUAAGGACAAACAGGCUAUGGAUGAACUCAAUUCGGAUGAACCAUCAUCCUCGGACGAAGAAGAAUAUAGGCGACGUGCGGUUUCGGUGUCAUUUAAAGGUGAAUUCUUGCAAAAUUUCUUUUUUCCAAGCCUAUCGGAUAUUUCGACCGAAUCAAGCGAGCAAUUAUUGUCGUUGCGCCGUACACUUACGGAAAAAGACGAUAUGUCCCUUGUCGAUGAAGGCCAAUUUGUUGAUCCACUGACUGGCGAACCGAUAAAGGAGCCCAUUGAAGCAGAAGCUGAACAAGUAGCUGAAGUAUCAGCAGAAGUGGAAGAAGAAACAUCUUCGUCAAGCAGCUCCUUUGAUUGGCCCUUCCCCUUAGAAGACGAAGUAGCUGCUCCGGUUAAAACAGAUGUUGCCGAAUAUGCUAUGGAAAUGCUAUUGGAGAUACAUUCGGGAAUUCGGCCCACAAGUGCCGAGUCGACAACAGCACAAGAGGCACAGCGCCUGGAACGCGAGAAUCGACAAAUUUGUAUAGAUUUUCUCUACAAAGCUAUCGACGAUGCUGUCGAUGCUGCCGAGUAUGUUGAUCCCGAUGUACUCCUCGCAAGCAAGCUGGAUAAACAUAAAGUGAUCACAGAUCUGCAUCGAAUCAUUGCGGAUUGCCUGGCCGCCAAGCAUUUUAAUCAUGCUCUAUCCAGCAAAAUGUACGAAUAUUAUCGCCGCGUUGGUCAAUUUCGUGUAUUUGAUACCCUGCCACGCCAUGUGGAAGAGGAGGAAUUUAGGCGACUGAGGAACGCAUUGUAUAUGCUAGAUCAUUUCAGGCACAAGGCUAAUGAAACCAAGAAACUUAAUCAAUUGCUAUUGGCCAGCGUGACAAUGGAUCUGAAUUAUGUGCGCAACAUAGCGUUGUCAACAGUCGAAUCACUGGAAAAAUGCAUUCGUAAUACCCUGUCGCGCAAGGAUCUACAGUUUUUGCCUCGCAUUAUCGAACAGGAGCUGCGACAAAUGCAAAACGUGCGCAAUGAGAUUAGCGAUAAUCGCCUCUGGCUCAUAACCAGGCAACAUACUUUGGGCAGAGUGAUCGAGCGCAAACGCAACUUUGAUCAAAUCACACCAGACUUGACCAUGGAUGAAUUUUUGAAUGCACAACGCGAUGUAACAGCCCUGGGCACAAAGGUCGAAGAACGCAAUCGGGAGUUGAACCGAAUGCGUGAUCGUUCUACCAAGCACGUGCAUCAGUUGGCCUUUAUAAGGGAAAAGACAAGCAUGAUAUCGGUUACGUUGAUCAAUCACAAACAGAUUUUGCGCCGUAAGCUCAGGAGACAAAACGAAUUGCGUGACCAGCUGCUCGAGGCGAAGCUGCGGCAUACCCGCCUAACGGCCCAGAUGAGGGAGCUGCAUGUGAAAUGCGGCCUGCUCUAUAAGCCAGCGCUGUUGCACGAUUAUGACGAGACCGUGGAAGCAGUCGAAAUCAAACGGGAGAAAGUCAACAAAUGUAGGAUUAUCGUUAAAGAUUUGGAGGCACGCAUUGGCAAGUUCGAGGAGGUGGCACGUUCCACUAUCACAUCCCAAAGAAUGCCAAUGAAAAAACUACGAAAAGUUCCGCUAAGGAAUCAACCUUAGUACUAACAUUUUUAGACACUUAUAGUUUUAUACGAGCUCUAGAGUCUACAUCUUCUACAAUUAAUAUAAAUAAAGCAAAA